Messenger RNA from Entamoeba histolytica HM-1:IMSS, 606 nucleotides. RefSeq names its product Rab family GTPase. Lineage: Eukaryota; Evosea; Mastigamoebida; Endamoebidae. The transcript is spliced from 3 exons. The record is from RefSeq and is a predicted model, not a curated record. Gene Ontology annotation, molecular function: GTP binding; GTPase activity. Bases 1 to 606 code for a protein of 201 amino acids.
AUGUCUUGUUGUUCAGGAAAAAACGAAAGUAUUAUUGAUAUCACAAAUGAUGAACCUCCAACACCAUUACCUUUGAGUGAACAACUUUCUAAAGGAAUAAAAGUGGUUGUUUUAGGAGAGAUGGGAACUGGAAAGACUUGUAUUUUACACAGAUGGAUUAGUAAUGAAUUUGUUAGACAAACAGCUACUGUUGGGUGUGCAUUUAGUUCAAAAACAGUAACCUAUAAUAAAAGAAUUAUUAAAUAUGAAUUAUGGGAUGCAGCUGGACAAGAGAGAUAUCGAUCAUUAUCUUCAAUUUAUUAUAGAAAUGCAACAGUUGCAUUAUUAGUAUAUGACAUUACAAAACGGGAAACAUUUAAUGCUGUAACUGAUUGGGUUGCUGAAUUAAAGUCUAAUACGACCAAUGACAUAAUGAUUUUAAUUGUUGGGAAUAAAGAUGACUUACAAGAAGAACGUGAAGUUAAUCAAAAUUCUGUGAAUGAUUUUAUUAACAGUUCUAACUCAAAUAUUAUUGGUAAUUUAGAAUGUAGUGCAAAAACAGGGAAUAAUAUUAAUCAAAUAUUUGAUAUUAUUUCAGAGAAAUUACUUGAAUUGUGCAAUGAAUAA